Messenger RNA from Ectocarpus siliculosus, 1113 nucleotides. NCBI's taxonomy places the organism in Eukaryota, Phaeophyceae, Ectocarpales, Ectocarpaceae. The record is from the annotation of a GenBank genome assembly.
AUGCCAGCUUCGAACCGUGAAGAAGAGGACCGCGCAAGACUUGACGGCUUCGAGAUCGAGAUUUUCGAACUCGUCCAGAGGGAGGCGACCGCGGAGCAGUGGAAGGAGUGGCUUCGAGCACCUCUGGAGCAUGCCGCGGCCGAGGGGAACUUGGAUCUCUUCACACGGCUGAUGGACGCUGGUGCCAACGGGAAAGCAGGCUGGGCGCUUAUGAUCGCUGGAGCAGACCCGAAUCUACGUGAUGGGAGGAAGCGCAGCCCGCUCCACCUCGCCGCCGAAGCUGGGCAUCACCGAGUGAUAGGUAGCCUUCUUCUGAAUAAGGCCGAUGUAGACGCCACGACGGCUUCCCGGCAGACUCCUCUCCACCUGGCUGAUUCCGAGGGCCAUACGCUGUGCGUCUGUGAGCUUUUGUUGGGCGGUGCAGACAAGGACAUGGUCGAUGGUUGCGGUGAAACGGCACUGUGCAAGGCGGCAGAAAACAACCACGUCGAGGCUGUCGAAAAGCUUCUAGCUGCCGGUGCCAACCACCGUGUCCAUCCCGGCAACGACUUUUCUCCAUGCACAAAUGCUGCAAGAAGAGGUCACGCGGACGUGUUACAGGCCUUGCUCGACAAAGACAGUAGUGAACUCGACGCCACCAAUGAUUUCGGACGGGCAGCUCUACACUAUGCUGCAUCUUUUGACGGACCUGUCGGUAACAACGGCGAUGCUAUCCUUGUAUUGUUGGGAGCUGGGGCUGAUGUGAACGUGAAGGCCACCACUGCUGUCUGCUGCUUUACGCCACUCCAUGUUGCCGUUAGUCAUUGGAAAGCAUCGAACGGCACGAUUUGCGCCCUGUUGGAGGGAGGGGGCCAUGUCAAUGCGCGCACUCAACACAACAAUACGCCACUGCACACAGCUUACGAGUGUGCGAGUGUUAGUGUCGUGGAGCUUCUUCUGCGUUGGGGAGCAGAUGAGAAGCUCGCGAACAACGAUGGAGACACGCCCGCAGACGUGGUAGGAGUGUUGGAACAGAACGACCUUGACGACGAAGAACGUGGUGGCCACUGCAAUAUGUCGAUGGUGAAGAUGGUGGCUAGAGAGUUGGCACAGAUUCAGGUGUGCCAGGGCUGA